Eurytemora carolleeae is the source of this 717-nucleotide messenger RNA. Its product is annotated as DALR anticodon-binding domain-containing protein 3-like. The record is from RefSeq and is a predicted model, not a curated record. Gene Ontology annotation, molecular function: arginine-tRNA ligase activity; tRNA binding; ATP binding. Gene Ontology annotation, biological process: arginyl-tRNA aminoacylation; tRNA C3-cytosine methylation. NCBI's taxonomy places the organism in Eukaryota, Metazoa, Arthropoda, Copepoda, Calanoida, Temoridae. The coding region runs from base 26 to 370 and encodes 114 amino acids. The transcript has 4 exons.
CUAUACUCUGCUUAAAGAGGUAUUUAUGUCUAGAGUAGAGCAAGGGAUAUAUCCACCCCUACUACCAGUAUUUAACUAUACUCUGCUUAAAGAGGAGGAAGAAUGGGAAAUAUGUUUUGUUUACCUUCUCCCCUAUCCUGAUCUACUCGAGGAGGUGGUACAGCAGCAUACUGUGCAUAGGAUACCUCUUCAUCUAAUAGGUUUAAGCAAGUGUUUAUCCCGCUACUAUAGCAGAGUCAAGGUUCUAAAAGAUCCUCUUCCACAGUUGAUCCCUAUCAUACAUUCUAGAAUACAAUUCUUACAGGAGAUUCAGAAAGUUUUCCAGUCAUCACUUUAUAUCCUUGGACUGCAACAUCUAGAUAAAAUGUAGUGUUGACACCCUAAACUGGCUCAUUUGGCAUGCACCGUUAUACGGCUCAUUUCGCACCGUAAAAUGGCUCAUGAGGCUCUGCAGGCGGGUCAUAAAGCUAUUCACUUAAUUGCUCUAUAAGCUUCUUAAACUAAAUUUAUGUAUGAUUGCAGGAAUGAAAGAAUGAAAGAAUGAAAGAAUGAAAGAAUGAAAGAAUGAAUUAAUUAAUUAAUUAAUUAAUUAAUUAUUGAAUAAUUUAAAAUCUAAGAAUAUUCUUAGUCCAAGCUUCACUUUGUGAUAAAAUCUUGUAAUGUAUUUUCUAGGUUUUCAAUCGAAUUAUUUUAGUAAAAUACACUAUUUACAACUGA